This is a messenger RNA of Cephus cinctus (wheat stem sawfly), 5076 nucleotides long. RefSeq lists its product as uncharacterized. The transcript has 2 exons. The record is from RefSeq and is a predicted model, not a curated record. NCBI's taxonomy places the organism in Eukaryota, Metazoa, Arthropoda, Insecta, Hymenoptera, Cephidae. The coding region runs from base 137 to 4432 and encodes 1431 amino acids.
CUUUAACAAAAGACCUAGGGAUAGGUCCUAGGAACUGCAAGGAACACAGGAUACCUAGAAGACCUGGAGAAGAUCAUGGGUCGACAGUGAUCCCUGGACAGAAAAGUGAUCAUUGAGAACUGUUAUUUAGAGCAACAUGAAUACCAUGACGUUCGUUAUCCGGAUCUUGAUGAUCCUGACAAUCUCCGCCUUUGCCCGCGGAGAUUUCCUCAUGGGCGGUCAUUUGGAUAACAAAGACUCAAGCAGUGUCACAAAGACGAACAAUGAGAAUGGAGUUCUCUCAGGAAUAGCUGACCUGGAUCUUGAUCUUACUGCCGAAGAAAGCGCAGCUAGCCCAACGGCCUUGAUCCCCGAUGGAUUGCCAAGAUACAGGAUACCCGGUUUGUUCGCCUUCAACGGCGGCAAGCCAUUUUCCUUGGAAAAGGAUCCGAUAACUGGAAAAAUUGAUUUCGAGAAGGCACCGCCAUUGAAGGCACUGAAUUAUACAGAGUACGAGGGUGAGGAAGAGGAGGAUGCUGAAUUGGAUGCUAAUGAGGACAACAUAUCUAAGAAUAACGAUAAUUUGUAUAAGAAGAAUAUUGACAGGAAAGAUAACCCCAAUACCAGACCUAAUGAGAUCAAUCCGUAUUCACCGAGUUUUCAUGAUUUUCUUAAUUUACCUGUUCACUAUACAUCGGAUAAGUACAGCAAAGAGAAAUAUCCACUGAUAUCUAGUUCCUAUGCUAAUACCAAGGUUCAAAGUGGACUCAAGAGCUAUAAUACAUAUAAUCAUAGAACUUAUCCAGAACCUACGAAAAAGCCAGCAUUGUAUUUCACAACUCAUGCUACUUAUUUGCCCAAGACUACUACGACGAAGCAGCCACCAACUAUGAGUUCAAGUACAGAGACGACUACUGUGAAAAGUACUAGUGCUCCUACUAGUACUCAUACUAGACCUACUACCACGACUGUUAGUACAACAACUACGACAACUACGACUACUACUACACCACCGCCUACGACUACCGUGUCGACAACGAGAACGACAAAACCAACGACAACAGUUCCACCUAGAGUAACAACUUGGAAACCAUCGACGACUAUUCGAGUUACCGACGAAGAAUCGCAUGACUAUGAAGAUGAGAUACUUCCUUUUAAACCUAUGCCUGAUUAUGGUAAGAAGCCUUCGAGUGCUUCUCAGGGUAGCCAGUCUAUUCCAAAACCACAAUUUGGUGGUUCAUUCUUCAUGGGGGAUGAAUACGAUGAUGGUUAUGACUAUGACAUUUCUGAAGAGGGAAAUCAAGAUUAUACACAUACUAAGGAUAAGAUGAAUCCUCCAUCACAGACUAGUCCUUCCGUGACGACGUUCUUGUCCAGCAGUACAUUCCCUACGACAUCUACUACAACUUCAACGACUUCAGCACCAUCUACGACAAUUACCUCUACUACAUUCCAGAGUUUAUCCGCGACUCCUGGGGUUAGUACACCUGUUAUGGAUGAACCUACAAGAAGAAACGAUACGACAGAUGUUAAGGAUGAUAUAGAGGAGGAAAAAGAAGUUCCUCUGAAAAAACCUGUGAUGGAAGUCAUGGGACAGAUUCCAGUGACGUCACUCCCGUUGGGAGUCAAUCAUCCGCCUAAACCAAUUUAUGAGAAUUCUAAGGGUAGGCCCUACGUAUCUUUUGGAAACGCGAAGCCGAUGGAAGAUUCUGUUCCGAAUCUGGAUCAAGGCUUGUCUUAUCAGAAUGGAUUACAUCGACGUCCUGUUGAAAGUGCCAGUAAUGUUAUAGUACCGCCAGAUCAGGAUACUGUGUCCUUUGUUCUUGGAAACAAGCAAAAUGUCGAUGGCGGGCAUUAUAUUGGUACUGCCAUUCGUGAGAAUCCUUAUGGUACUAAGAAUGAAGCUCCUUUCCGUCCGAUAUUCUCAGGAGUAGCACAAGUAAAUCGACCAGGUCAGGGAAAUCGACAAACUGUAUUCAUGCAAAAUCCACCUGUUGCUCUGCCAUCUGUAGCCAGCAGUGAAUCGAAACCUCCUGCUGUACCUUCUCAACAAUGGCAGACUCCUCCGGAAGCAACCCAGAAAUUGUCAAUUGUUAAUGAAAUCGAGCCAUCGAAUCCAGGUCAAGGAACUCUAUCGUCAUUUUCUGGUAUAAGAGUUCCAUCACAGGAACAACAAGCACCUUUAGAUAAUUCGUGGAACGUCCCUGAUAAUACAGUUUUUUAUGAUAAAUUACAAGAAACGCAACAGAAACAGCAGCAGCACUUACAGCAACAGCAACAACACUUACAACAGCAACAGCAACAGCAACAGCAACACUUACAGCAAAAGCAGCAGCAGGACUUACAGCAGCAGCACUUGCAACAACAGCAACAACAGCAGUACCAACAGCAACAACAAAAACAACAGUACGAACAACAGCAGUACCAACAGCAACAACAGCAGUACUUACAGCAACAACAAUUGUUAAAUGAAUCUGAGAACACCGAACAAAAUAAAGAAAAUCAGGAAGUUGAAAAUGAAGAAUAUGACACUAAACGCGUCGGUGUAAACAGUGGAUAUGUCGUAUUCCCAGGAAAGACCCAAGAUGGUCCCGUCGAGGAACACGUAAUAAUAAUAAAUGAAUCAGACGGUUCGGUUCAGGAAUUACCACCAACCAUGAAGGGCACAUUAUCAACUCCAGCUGCAGCAUCAAACGGUUUACCACAAUUGUCUGAAAGCCUAACACCACCUGAAGUACCUAAACCAGGUAGCUCCUUCGAGCCACCAAGAGGAAGACCACCAUAUUACUCGGCUAUAAGACAGAGAAUACCACCACACUCUAAACCCAGCACAUCGGACUCCUUCAAAAGACCAUUGCCAUACGAUCCUAACCUGCCAAAUAUUCUACCUCAAUUCCGACCCAACGCUAAAACUUCCCAUGGACAUCGCGGAGCAGAAUUGAUCGGUACGAUUCCAGCCAGACCACCUUAUGGUCCACCAUCUCGUCCUAGACAGCCUUUGCUGUCCAGGACACCUCCGCCACCAGCUCCACCCCCACCGCCGCCUUAUCUCCAGAGGCUCAGUCCACCACCGCCACCAAUUCAUGCACUAAGACUAUCAUCGUCCUCACCCUCUACCGUGAUAGACAGAGAAGGUUCCUCUGAGCAAGACGUACCUUUCAAAAGGUUCCGCGUGCCACCUGCCAACCUGGGUCAAAGUGAUCGGUUUCAGGACAGUCGUAUCGUCGGGCAGAAGCUACGACUUGAAGGUCAGCAAACAGGUGAAAGAUUUUCCGCUGAACCCCCGCUAAUUCCACCUAGACCAAUUAUGACCAACCGAAGAUCGGAUGUUCCCAGAAUCGCUACUUUACAGAUGAUCCAGCAACGAGGCGGUUUGGAGGAAAGAAUCGUUCGACCUAAUAUGCCACCACCGUUUAAGGUCAAUUUCGACACUGAUAAAGGUGAUAAGGAAGAUGAUGAAAUAGAAAGUGAAUUAGGGCCUGACAAUGAGACGAAUGGCGACGUAAGCUCUACUGAAGAGGAUACGGAUCAUAGAAGACCAGUCUACGUAGUGUAUCCAGUAAAUUCUGCUGUUAAUAUACAAAAUGAUGAUUCUCAAGAUAAGGAUGAAAGUGUCGUAGUAGGUACCAGAGGUCCUAAUCGUCCUCUGCCCCCAGAUACUUUACCAGUAGCUGAAGAGGAUUCAGAUGAUGAUCAUAACACAGAUUACGCUCCUGUUUUACCACCUAGAAGACACUACCCUGGACCAGCAAUAGCAUCAGAUUUUCCAUAUCCUCUAGAACGUCCUGAUCCAUCUUUCUUAAACGUGAGAGAAACGCCGCUUCUCGUACCGUCAAAGGAUCCUAAAACUUCUACCAAGGAGCCUGCAGAGUCUAGUUCAGAGAUUAAGGACGACGACCGUGACACCAGUGUUAACGUGAUCCCAUAUUUACAAGAUUACGUUCCUUUCUCAGCAAAGAAGAGUGAUUCGGUCAUUUCAGCUACGCUUCACAGAUCUCCAGUGUCCACUAUGGUAACACCAAUUGCCUACGCUUACACACCCACGAUAAAAGCAUCUCCGUAUCCAACUUCGGAGAUUCAUGUCGAAGACAAAGAUAUGGAUAAGAAAGCUGUGCUACCAUCCCAACAGCCUUCGAGUUCAUCCAGUUCAGCACCAUCCCCACAGAAUUUCAUGGCACCAUUUAUGGCGAGUCUCAGUGCAGAAGCGCCCUCGAAGAACGGCUGGAGCGUCGUCGUCAAGCCAGGAUCAACGGAGAGGAAUCGUUCGGAUACCGACAAGGAAGCAGAGUCUAGAGACACAACAGAGAAUGAGACACAGACUGAGAAAACUGAAUUUGAUCCUGAGAAUUUCAAGCCUCAACUCUUCGGGGGAUUCAAACCGAUCUACGAGUUCCCUGUAGACGACGCCGAACGAGAUGCAGCAACAAUGCCUGCAACAAGGACUGAGAGCUGACCUGGAUAUUCGUAAUCAGGUUUUGCGAAUGAAUAAUAGAUUAUUUAGACUUAAACCAUUUCAGUUAAAAUAUUUACCAUGGUCGAUGAGCGAUCCGGGCGAUCCUGGGAAUUAGCGACCGACAUAUACAAAUAAUCGCCCGGCGCUCGUUGCCCAAUAAACGGUAUAUUUUUUUGUUUAAGUAAUGAAAAGGUAAAUUGCCUGAACUUAGACAUUAAUUCGAGCCGCGCACUUCGGUGGUUGGGAGGAUUAAUAUAAUCUUCAGAUGGGAUUACGAAUUGUGCGUUGCUCGAGAUCGGUGAUUAUCAUUAUUAUUAUUAUUAUAAUUAGUCGAUCUUCGACGUUCCGGCAACGCUGGCCGGAUUGUCGAAUAUUCAACGUGAAGGCACAUGAUACUAGUUAAAUAUUUUUUUGCAUAAACAUGCACACAGACACUGACCCAUUCUCUCUAUUAGCAAUACUACACCCACUUGGUAUUUACGUAUUUAUUUAACGUCAAACGUGUACGAUAUGUCUCACUUAACAAUAUAACGUAACAUAGCGAUAGGACAGAGUAGAUAGAAGCUGUAUAUGUGCGGAAUAUAAAAAACUGUCUAUUGUGAGAUAAUCCAUUUGUUUCUUUAAAUAAAUAUAAUUGUUCAUCA